This is a messenger RNA of Paramecium octaurelia, 488 nucleotides long. The record is from the annotation of a GenBank genome assembly. Lineage: Eukaryota; Ciliophora; Oligohymenophorea; Peniculida; Parameciidae.
AAUUUUUACUUUUAAAGGUGUUGGCUAAAUAGACUCAAGCUUUGCUUUUCCUUGAUGAAAUCAGAAAUUUAGUUCACUAGUAUUGGUUCAUGAUGUGAUCUCUAAAAAUCAACGUUGGUUAUAUAAAUUACAGAUUAUGAGUUUAAAGUAAUUAGGACGAAUAACACCACCAAUAUAGAGCUGCAUUAAAUAAUAUUAAAUUUCAUUGGGAACAUUUUUAAUUAUCAAAUAUUUGCAAAUAAGAAAAUUCUAAUUAAUUAGUCAAUGGGUAUGCAAAAGGAGACAAAAAUGGAACAAGGGAAUCUGUCCAUAUAAAACUAAUGAUUACCAUCUUUUAUAGAUGCAUAACAUUUGAUAUACUUUUUUUAGUGAUGACGCAUGAUAAAAUAAGGUCAUUAUCAAAAACAUCAACAAUAUUAGAAUAAUAGGGCAGUUUAAGUCUUUCACUUAAAGUAUUGCAUAAUUAGAUCAAUUUUCAUAGCAUAAAG